Paramecium pentaurelia is the source of this 3695-nucleotide messenger RNA. NCBI's taxonomy places the organism in Eukaryota, Ciliophora, Oligohymenophorea, Peniculida, Parameciidae. The record is from the annotation of a GenBank genome assembly.
AUGACUAUUUUAAACAAGGUAAAUCAUCUAGCAUUAUAAAUAGGAGUUAUAUUUAAACAACAAGGAGAAAAAGAAAAAGUUUUACAAAACUACAAUAUGGCCAUCAGAUUAAAUCCAAAUUUUGCUGAUGUAUAUUACAACUGUGGUAUAUCAUCUAAUAAUUUAAGUAAGAGUUCUAUUCGAUCAACAAGGAGAAAAAGAAAAAGCUCUCCAAGACUACACAUAGCUAUCAAACUAAAUCUAAAUUAUGCUGAUGUUUAUAAUAACAGAAGUACAUAAUUUUGUUAUAAAAUUAGGAAUUCUAUUAAAACAAAAAGGAGAAAAAGAAAAAGCGCUUGAAGAUUACAACACAGCCAUCAAAUUGAAUCCUAAUGAUACUGAUAUUUAUAAUAACAGAGGAAAAUAAUCUAUUGAUAUCAUUAGGAGUUCUAUUAGAUUAAAAAGGAGAGAAAAAAAAGCGCUUCAAGACUACAAUCUAGCCAUUAAAUCGAAUCCUAAUUAUGCUGAUGCUUAUUAUAACAGAGGUAUAUCAUUUAGUAUGAUAAUUAGGAAUUCUAUUCAAACAAUAAGGAAAAAAAGAAAGAGCACUUCUAGACUACAACAUGGCCAUCAAAUUAAAUCCAAAUUAUGCUCCUUUAUAUUAUAAUCGAGGUAUGCAAUCUCAUAUAUUAUAAUUAGGAAUUCUAUUUGAAGAACAAGGAGAAAAAUAAAAAGCUCUACAAGACUACAACAUGGAGAUCAAAUUGAAUCCAUAUGAUGCUGAUUUUUAUAAUAAUAGAGGUAAAUCAUUUCGUAAUACAAUUAGGAAUUCUAUUUAAAGGACAAGAAGAAUAAUAAUUAGCUCUCCAAGACUACAACACAGCCAUCUAAUUGAAACCAAAUUAUGCUGAUUUUUAUAAUAAUAGAGGUAAAUCAUCUAGUAAUAUCAUUAGGAGUUCUAUACAACGGACUAGGAGAUAAACAGAAAGCACUUCAAGAUUACAACAUGGCCAUAAAAUUGAAUCCAAAUUAUGCUCCUGCUUAUUAUAACCGAGGUUAUCAUCUAGUUAUAUACUUAGGAAUUCAUUUUGAAGAACAAGGAGAAAAAGAAAAAGCACUUCAAGAAUUCAAUAAAGCUCUCAUUUUAUAACGAGAUGAUCCACUUUAUCAUACCAACUUAGGAAGUUACCAUUUUAACAAAUAAUAAUUUAAUGAAGCAAAUGGUUUUUUUACAUAAGCAAAAAAUUCAUUAGACUCUAUUACUAAUCAAUAAAUAUAGAAGUGGAAUUUAUCUAAUACAAACCUUUUAUAUAUUAGGGAAUAACUUAAUCUGCUAAAAGAAACUUAACUUUAGAUAUAAACAAAAAUCAUUAAAUUGAAUAUUUAUCUAAAGGUUUACCAAAAUAGAAAACUAAUUAAUUAAAGGAAUAAGCCUAGAUAAUUGUAAAUUUGGUAAUUUUAGAAAUCAAACCAAUAAACAUUUAUAUUAAUCAAAAUUUACAAAAAAAUUAAUUUUAUAUUAAUAAACAACUUUAUGAGUAAAAAUUUAAUGAUCUUUAAAAUCAAAUAAUUAGGCUUAGUAAUGAAAAUUCUGAUAUGAAAAUUUAAAUCAAUUCAAUUUUAGAAAAAGACUAUUUUUAAGUUUCUGAAGCUCUAAAACNUAAAGGACAAGGAGAAGAUAAUAAAGCGCUUUAAGAUUACAACACAGCCAUCAAAUUAAAUCCUAAUGAUGCUGAUAUUUAUAAUAACAGAGGCAAAUAAUCUAUUAAUAUUAUUAGGAGUUCUAUUAGAUUAAAAAGGAGAGAAAAAAAAAGCGCUUCAAGACUACAAUCAAGCCAUUAAAUUGAAUCCAAAUUAUGCUAAUGCUUAUUAUAACAGAGGUAUAUCAUUUAGUAUGAUAAUUAGGAAUUCUAUUCAAACAAUAAGGAGAAAAAGAAAGAGCACUUCUAGACUACAACAUGGCCAUCAAAUUAAAUCCAAAUUAUGCUCCUUUAUAUUAUAAUCGAGGUAUGCAAUCUCAUAUAUUAUAAUUAGGAAUUCUAUUUGAAGAACAAGGAGAAAAAUAAAAAGCUCUACAAGACUACAACAUGGAGAUCAAAUUGAAUCCAUAUGAUGCUGAUUUUUAUAAUAAUAGAGGUAAAUCAUUUCGUAAUACAAUUAGGAAUUCUAUUUAAAGGACAAGAAGAAUAAUAAUUAGCUCUCCAAGACUACAACACAGCCAUCUAAUUGAAACCAAAUUAUGCUGAUUUUUAUAAUAAUAGAGGUAAAUCAUCUAGUAAUAUCAUUAGGAGUUCUAUAAAACGGACUAGGAGAUAAACAGAAAGCACUUCAAGAUUACACCAUGGCCAUAAAAUUAAAUCCAAAUUAUGCUCCUGCUUAUUAUAACCGAGGUUAUCAUCUAGUUAUAUACUUAGGAAUUCAUUUUGAAGAACAAGGAGAAAAAGAAAAAGCACUUCAAGAAUUCAAUAAAGCUCUCAUUUUAUAACGAGAUGAUCCACUUUAUCAUACCAACUUAGGAAGUUACCAUUUUAACAAAUAAUAAUUUAAUGAAGCAAAUGGUUUUUUUACAUAAGCAAAAAAUUCAUUAGACUCUAUUACUAAUCAAUAAAUAUAGAAGUGGAAUUUAUCUAAUACAAACCUUUUAUAUAUUAGGGAAUAACUUAAUCUGCUAAAAGAAACUUAACUUUAGAUAUAAACAAAAAUCAUUAAAUUGAAUAUUUAUCUAAAGGUUUACCAAAAUAGAAAACUAAUUAAUUAAAGGAAUAAGCCUAGAUAAUUGUAAAUUUGUUAAUUUUAGAAAUCAAACCAAUAAACAUUUAUUUAAUCAAAAUUUACAAACAAAUUAAUUUUAUAUUAAUAAACAACUUUAUGAGCAAAAAUUUAAUGAUCUUUAAAAUCAAAUAAUUAGGCUUAGUAAUGAAAAUUCUGAUUUGAAAAUGUAAAUCAAUUCGAUUUUAGAAAAAGACUGUUUUUAAGUUUCUGAAGCUCUAAAACAAUUAAAUAAAAAAGAAAAUAUCAACUAAUUUAUGUAUUGUAAUGCUUUAGUUUGGAGAUUGUAUAAUUACUUAUUUUCAAUGUAAUAGAUCUCCUCGAAUCUAUUUUUAAUUAAUAAAAAUGCAAUUAUUGAAAGUAAUGCAGAAUUAUGUGAAUAAAUUUUUUAAAAGGUAGUAAAUGCAGGAUUAUCAACCUUAGGAGCAUUACCUAUAUGUGGAAAUGCUUUCAACUUAAUUAAUACUGCUCUAAAUUAUGGGUUUGAAUAUAGAAAAGAAAAAAAAUUUACUGAAAGAUUAAAGAAACUAAAUAAUAUUUUAAAAUGCAGUUCUAUGCUUCCUGAUUAAUUAUUAAUAGAGAUAUAAAUUGCAAAACUAGAAUUAAGUAAAACUUAAUUAUCAAAUUUAACUGUUUAAUCAGAAUCAAAUUUGUAGAUUUUUACAAAGUAAUUGUUGGCAGAAGAGGAUAAAUAAUUUAAAGAUAAGGAGUACUGGGCAGCAGGCACUAAAGACGCAUUAAUCAUUUUACAUUAUAUGGAAGAUAAUAGUGAAAGGAUAGCAAAUGAAAUAUUAAACAAAAAAGUACUAUUAAGGUAAAUAAUUAUUUAAGCAAUCUCUGAAAAAAAUGCUUUAUCCUAAAAUAUCUAUUAGUAUUAGUAAUUAGGGACAGAAAAUGAAAAUAAAUCUAAAGUAGCAAAAUAAAGCUAAUUAAAUUUUUACAAAUGA